AAAAAAGCGCUCUUUAUCUUUUUAUUCUUUUUUAAACAUUAGAACAGAGAAGUUAGCAUGGCUCAGCACAAGAAUGACACUCUCGACUCUGUUCGUCUUCCGUUAAAUCUAUCCACUUCAUUACAGAUCGGGCAGUGUUCCAAAGGCCGUAGUAAUCCCUAAAAAGAUUACAUUGAGGAGUCUGCUGGUUGUCAAAGUCGCUAGGCAAUGGCCUUGGUCGUUGUCUGUAUCGCUUCAUUCGGAUUUCAGUACAACAAUCUGACUGGGGCUUGUCGCCUUUUGUUCCAGGAACUUCUUACUAAAACUAGUGUCACACCCGUUGCUUGGUGGAGGGUGAAUAUAGAGCGUGUUACUAGACGGUGGGAUGGUCGUGGCCGUUUGAAGCCAGUCGAUACGUUCUUGGUCAUUGGAAUUGGUGUGGGUUGUUAUUUUUGGUCGGGAUCUGAUGACAGUAGGAAGUUUAGUACCCGAAUGCAUCUUGCAGCCAUGGAUUGGCAUCCUGUUGGACAGCUACCUCAUCUACACGGAAUGUUAACCUUAAAGCCAAUACUCGUCCAGGUGCGGUUGCUACGAUUCUACUGCCAGGGUAAAAAGCACCACCCCAACAUGGACAGCCUAAAUUAUGUCUUUCAGGCCUAUAAAGUAACUGCUGACAUCCUAAUCAUGUCGUUGAUGACUACUAGUAGAUUAUCUGUCCUGCUUACUGGUGGGGGAUACUUACGUCAAAGAAAGAUAGUUAUGUCCUUUCAACUCUGGGCCAACCGUUUGACAAUUCACAAUGUCUUGUCUCUGAGUGUGGUAGCUCUUGGCGUAUUGGGUUAUCGGGGUAACAGCCCUGACCAAAGAUACGCAUGUGGAUCAACCAUGCUUCCAAAGAUGAAUUUUUAA
Molecule: messenger RNA, 888 nt
Organism: Mucor mucedo
Lineage: Eukaryota; Fungi; Mucoromycota; Mucoromycetes; Mucorales; Mucoraceae
Exons: 6
Coding region: 208-888 (226 amino acids)
Source: RefSeq, a predicted model, not a curated record